Messenger RNA from Nerophis lumbriciformis (worm pipefish), 4853 nucleotides. It is a transcript of the gene insyn1, whose product is annotated as inhibitory synaptic factor 1. NCBI's taxonomy places the organism in Eukaryota, Metazoa, Chordata, Actinopteri, Syngnathiformes, Syngnathidae. Gene Ontology annotation, biological process: inhibitory postsynaptic potential. Gene Ontology annotation, cellular component: postsynaptic density. The record is from RefSeq and is a predicted model, not a curated record.
GCCACAUGAUAAACUCUGGCAUCAGCUCGCCUUCAUCCGGCAGUCAGGGAGGACACAGCGAGGGUGCGAGGGGGGGGGUCAGAGAGACAGUAGAAAAGAGCAAGCACGAGAGAAGGUGGCGAGAGAGAGAGAGAGAGAGAGAGGAAGGGGUCGUUGAGGGAGGUUGAUGAGGCAGAUAGACGAGCAAGCAAAAGAGAGGAGAAGCUGUCAUCUGCACACCGCUUUCUUUCUUUCCCCGCAGCUCAGCCCCCGUCUGUCAACUGCCUGGCGGGGAUGACGGGUGGCUCGUUUUCUGGCGGCGCGGUUAUCUGAGCGAGGCUGGCGGCGGCGUUGACAGAAUCAGGGGCGGCAUCUUCGGCCACUUUCCUCAGCGGAGCAGCCUCAGCCUCCUCGGCCGUUCCCCCCCCCCCCUUCCUCGUCUGACGAGUCGGAGAGCUGAAAGACCCCCGCUGAUAGAGGCUUCUCUCUGUCAAGGCGGUGCCAUGUGCGAUUGGCCAGCACACCCCGUGGCAGCGUCAUCGCCCCGGAUUCGUGGAGAAGUGCUUCCUGCGCUCCAUCGGGGAUCUUUUACGGGAUUUAUCUCAUCUCGCUGGAUGGCGGCGGGGAGCUCUCUACCUCUCUGAGAGAAGAGUCCGCAGAGAAAAAGCCACGGAUAAGAAGUAAAAUAAUUAUCCAAUCACGGCAUAGGGAGGCAGACCGGGUUCCCUUAGCAACAACUGAAGGAGAAGUCGUUUUCUCUUUCUGCUUGCUUUUUUUUGUGUGUGUGUGUUUUGUUUUGUUUUUUUGGAGGGGGGGGGGGCACACCCAUAUGGACUGCUGUGGGUCAAGAUCGCUGUGACUCGCUGCGACCCCGAUCCCAGGAAGAGUUUCUGCUUCUCAACUGUAACUGUGUCUGAUCCGCGCCGUGAUUUCUACCACGAGUCACGUUUAGCUCAGAAAUCCAAUUCAUCCUGAUCCCAUGCCACCUGGAAUAAAUCCUUUCUUCAAGGUGGGCCAGGAUUCCUUAGGAGAAAACCUCCACCACCUGUCUGCCUAUGGACUAGAUGGACAGCAUCACUAAGUUGUCGCGGAUCUCUGAUUUUGGAUGUCCUUUGGAAUACCUGUUUUUUCCCCAAGAAAACUAUUUAGAAGAGAAUAAUCGGGGGUGCUGUAUCACACUUUUCUAAGGUAGAAUGAGGGCUCCAGCUGAAGCCUAAGUAUAGAAAUAUGUUCUAAAUAGCCUCUCCUCUAAAACAGUUGAGUUGUACACUCUGACACAUGAGAUGAGUUGGCUCAGCACGAUUAUGUAAGAUUUUCAUUCCGGCCUCGGCACAUGUUUUUUUUUUUUUUUUUUUUUGGUGCCUCUUUCUUUUUUUUUUCCCCAUGGAUUUACCGCGCUUGAUUUCGCCCACGCUCGCUUUCUUCCCGUUUCCGGACGAAUGUCGUGGAUGUCAGCCAGUGGCCCUGUGGCGAGGAAAGGCGUUUUGGUCGUCCGGGUGCUUUUAAGAUGUUGAGGUCUCCCUGCGUGGCCGGGGCCCCUGUUCGGAUCAGUAGCACUGAGGCUCCUCGUAGCCAAAGACAUGGACCCCGACUCGGCUCCCCCACGCCCUCAGCCCGUUGGCCACUGGCCCCACGUCCCCCUGUGAAGGAUGUCCCUCAGCAGAGCUCCGGCCCGGGACACCUCUGAGACCCCCAGCCCGAGAGAACGCAUCCGCAGCCACAUGAAGAUGGUGAUUGACCAGCUGGAAGGAAUCCUCCGAGAGCUCAAGGAUGUGGCCAAGGAACUCCGGGAGGUGGUGGGUCAGAUCGACAAACUGACGUCGGACUUUGACUUCGACCUGGAGCAAGAUGACUGGACGGUGGCGACGGCGAGCAGCACGUCCAGCAGCGAGCGGGGCCUGGGGGAAGCCUUCCGCCUGGACUUCCUCAACGCCGACGUGCUGUCCGACAGCUGGGAGUUCUGCAGCUACCUUGAGGCCGCCGGUGCUUGCGCCCGCGCGCCCGGCGAGCCGCCCCUGGGCUACCCCAGGCCGCACCCGGGCCGCGGGUCCAUACCCACUCAGACGCCCACCCCGCCCCCCAUCGCCACCGCCUCCGUCUACUCCCAGAUGAACGGCGGGCUGCCCAUCCCGAACGGACCUCGCAUCAUCACUCCCGAUUCAUCCAGCGAGGAGGCCAGCAGCUCCACGCACAGCCACAAAACCAGGGAGAGGGUCCGCUUCAGCGACAAAAUUCUCUACCACGCCUUGUGCUGCGACGACGACGACGACGAAGAGGAGCAAGAGGACCUCCAAGACGACAAGAGCGGCUGUGCCACGCCCGACAGCGACAGCGAGCAGAGCCUGGUGGGCGAGCCGGUGGGCCCUAAACGCUCGUCCUCCGAGCACUCGCUCCUCCAUAACUGCCUUGACCCUUCUUAUGUGCCGCUGUCGGCGAGAAGCAUGACGGGAGCGCACACGUUACCCAGGAAAGGCCUGCUGAACCCGGCCUGCCGCAAAAAACUCCUGCGAAACAGCAGCACGCAAACUGUGUCGGAUAAGAGCACCCAAACUGUACUGCCCUAUGUUCCAAACAAACAGAAAGCAAAGGAGCACUGAGCCAGCCCUGAGUUUAUCCUCCAUCUCACCACCAAGGACUGUGCAUUAUUUAAUAUUAAAUACAUAGCUAAUAGAUUAUUACACAAAUAAAUCAAUUACUAAAUAAAUAAAUGAUAUAUGGGAAGAAAAAUCAUGCGCCUUCUUAGUCAUUCCAUGAAGAGGUCGGAGGCAAACAUCUGGAUUUUUUUUUUUUUUUAGGCGUUGGAAGCGCUCGUUUUACCUCAUUCUGCAGCACGAGAAAGUUCGGACAAGAUGGUGUUCCGCUUAAUGUGCCUUUGAAAUGCUUCACGCAUGCGUCGCAGUUUACCUGACACACGAAACGUGACAAAUCUGGGGGUUGCGCCGUCCGUUUUAGCCGCGAGAUGGCAGUAGAUAGUGUUGAGUAUCUUAAAAUGUGUUUUGUGGCAAUGAUUGUGGCGCUUUCCAUCAUUUUCAGCAGACUGCAUUGCAAAAUGAUUACCCCUUCCACCCAGGAAUGGGGGCCAUUUGAAUUCUUUCUGUAUGCGCUUUCUUCCCUCCCGUACCUCGAGUCUCUCAACGUCAAGAUAGGAGUCCAACAACAAGCUGUGUUUUAAGUGAAUUAGAGUGAAUUAUAUUUAUAUAGCGCUUUUCUCGAGUAACUCAAAGCGCUUUACAUUGUGAAACCCAAUAUCUAAGUUACAUUUUUAAACCAGUGUGGGUGGCACUGUGGUGGGUAAAGUGUCUUGCCCAAGGACACAACGGCAGUGACUAGGUUGGCAGAAGCGGGGAUCGAACCUGGAACCCUCAAGUUGCUACCAACCGAGGUAUACCGCCCAACAAAGCAACACUUUACUUUUUUUUAAUAAGUUGACUAUGUAUUAAUACAAAACAAAAGAAACUAAAAUGAACCUAAGCUGCUCACCCUUACAACUUUGUGACCCCAUUUUGUUCUCUAAUAUUACUUAUUUAUUUUUAUCAUUAAACUCCUGAACUAUUGUGCUAAAACAGAGGCAUCACCAUAAUGACCAACAUUAUAAUACAGUACCGUAGCAGGCCUAAGUAUUCAUUAAAAAUAAGGCAGAAGUUGUAUUUUUAAAAAGUAUGUUUAAUAUUUUUGGCCACUGUAACAUUUCACACAGUUUGAACAGCAACACUGUGUUUGAGGAAAAUACAACACUGUACUUUAAUCUAGGGAUUCUUUGGCGUACCACGAGAGGAAGACGCACCACAGUUAAAUAUAACCAUUGACUUACUUUUGGUUAAAAAUAGCUAGUAAGGUUUGUGCAUGAUUAUGACAUCAUUAUUAUAAAUAUGAUUCUAUAUGAUAAUUAUAAUUUUGCAUCAAAAAACUAGUGACGCCUCUGUUUUGAAGUUUAAUCAAGGUUCCUUAAACGCACCACAGUUAUGUGCCAAAAGAUGCAAAACUUAACAGUAAACAUAACUUUGUCCAAUGCUGCUAAAAGAAUAUUUUUUCAUAUUUUCACCUUUUUCUAUCACCUGAUUUUGGUUCCGAAAUAAUCAUGUUGUGUGGGAAUAAAUACAGGUGAGCUUUGAUGACGUUAAAGGAAUUAACCACACGCACGUUCCUAUUUGUGAUACAAACAAGCUUAUUAUUGAACUUUUAUAGCUAAAGUGAUGUUAUCGGAAAUUUUAUGAGGUUGUAUUUUGUAACUGAAGGGUUAAAAGCAGGGGUGUCAAACGUACGGCCCGCCAAAUAGGUUUUAUCCCGCCUGAGGGAUGAGUUUGUUAAGUAUAAAAAUUACCUGAAAUUUUUUAAUGAAAAAAACAGCUGUUCUAAAUGUGUCCACUAGAUGUCACAAUAGCAAUUCUUUGUAUAUUUGUAGAUGAUGCUACAUAUGUACAAAAUAAACCACAUGUUAGUACAUUUGUCGAGGAAAAUUAUGAAACAACUUAAAUAACAUACUGUAAUUGGAUUUUGAUAUUAUUUUUCAUCUUGAUAGAUUGAAAAUGAACACCAAUGAGGUGACUGAUGAACAUUAUCACAUCAUUUAUUCAGAAAAUAUAAAUAAAAGCAAAUACAGAGAGAAUACUAUUAACCGCAACAUGUAAGUGUAAAAAAAACAACAACAUUAUGAUUUGUACAAUUUCAGAAUGUGCAUGUUUUAUUUUUAAACAAAGAAAACAAUCUGAAGUUGUCUUUAUUUUUAAGUUAUCCUGCCGUGAUUUUACCAGUCCGGCCCACUUGGGAGUAGAUUUUUCUCCAUGUGGCCCCCCCCCAUCUAAAAUUAGUUUGACACCUCUGGUUUAAAUGAAAGUUUAAAAAAAAAAUCAUGUCUUUACAAAAUCCCAGGUCAU